Seminavis robusta is the source of this 1134-nucleotide messenger RNA. The record is from the annotation of a GenBank genome assembly. NCBI's taxonomy places the organism in Eukaryota, Bacillariophyta, Bacillariophyceae, Naviculales, Naviculaceae.
AUGGGAGACCGCCCAAUCCGAGACCGCACGUUGAUCCUUCGGGUGCUGGUGCCUGGACUGGAGACUCGAUUGCGUGAUAAGAUGGAGGAACGGGCCGCCGCGAAAAAAGAAGCAGAUGGCGGAAAAAGCGGGGGACCCAGCCAUCCCAACAGUAGCAGUGGAGGACGUGACAACAACAGUAACAAGGAGCAGCUGUUGGAUUUGGAAGGUGUGAGCUGUGAACCGACAUCCUUACAGGGGAACACGUUGUGGAAUUUCCAUUGCGAUGGAGCAAAAUAUCCUGCUCGAUUGGUCAAUCUGCCAUGUCCCGUCGAACUGCAUAAGACGCAUGACCACGCCAUGUACUACAAAUGCUCCGAUGUGGCGCAAAUGCUGAUUGUCUACGAAGACAGUACAGCCUUGGCCGAAGCCGAAGAAGAUGCCCAGAAAAUGGAGGGUUUUCCAUCUUAUUAUCACUCUGGUUUGACACCGGCGUUGAGACGUGUGGUAGAACGGCGGUUUGCAGCGCGUGAACACAGUCCAGUGGCACCCCCACGCCAGGAAGUCAGUGAUGUGGAAGAACAAUUGGUGGAUCUCAUGGAACGAAUAUCCAAAGAAGGAGAAAAGGGAGCCAACAAACGAACCAAAGUACCAUCGCUGACUUCAGCACAAUUAGCCAACAAAACACUCGAGGAAGUUUCGGAAGAAGUGGUGGAAUACGAGCCAUGGAUGGAUGAUUUCGGACGACAACCGCAUGGUGUAGAAUUUGAUGCGGACGACCCAUUGUGCUCGCAUCAUCCAGAAGUAUGGUUGGAUCCGGAUGAAGUUAGAGAAAUUCGAAUGAAAGAAGCAGAAGAGGCCGAGCUCAAAAAGAAAAAGGCAGCCAGCAAAAAGGAAAAGAAAAACAAAAAAGAACGACAAAAAAAGGAAAAGGAACAACUCAAGUUGGAGGAGACAGCAGCUGCAGCGGCCACUCCACACAAAAAGAAGGGAAUUGCCUCAAAGAAGAAGGCCGAAGAGGUCGAUCCAGUGGACCAGAUUGCUGCCAGUAUGUUGACUGUAGACGACGACCUGGAACAACUCGGAUUGGAAGACGACGAUGUGUUGAAAUUUGAAUUUGAUGGAGAUGACAUUAUGGGGGAUUUGCAGUUAUAG